AUGAUGUUCUUAGGUUCAUUUCAAACAGUUAUAAGGAGACAAUUGGCUACUGCUGCUAAGAGUGCAGGUCCCAAAUUGACAGAUGUUCUUAUUGUUGGUGGUGGUCCAGCUGGUUUGACUUUAGCUACUGCUAUUAAGACAUCCCCAAUACUUUCUGGGUUCAAGACCACAUUGGUAGAUUCUCAGAAUUUGACAGAGAGAGUAGCUAAAUUUUAUGAUAAUCCACCAGAGGAAUUCACAAAUAGAGUCGUUUCUUUGACUCCCAAAUCGAAGAAAUUUUUAACUGAAACUUUAGGGGUUCAAUUAAUGCAUGAAAGAAUUCAAUCAUAUGAUGGGUUAUAUGUUAUAGAUGGUAUGACAGAUGCAAGAAUGGCUUUAGAUCAAGAUGGAAUGUUAGAUAUGAUAGAAAUUUUAAAUAUUCAAGCUUCUUUAUUACAUCGUUUAAAUCAUUUGAAUUUAGGUGAAGAUAGUUUCGAAAUUAAAGAAGAAGUUAAAGUGACAAGUAUUGAAUCUUCUACUAAAGGUGAUCCAACAUCUUGGCCAAUAGUUACCUUAAGUAAUGGUGAACAAUAUAAGACUAGAUUAUUAGUAGGUGCAGAUGGGUUUAAUUCACCAGUAAAAAAAUUCUCAGGUAUCACUACUAGAGGUUGGCCUUAUGAUACAUUCGGUAUGGUUGCUACAUUAAAGCUGAACCCAUUAUCACCUUUUGCUAAAUUAAGAGGAUGGCAAAGAUUUUUAAAGACUGGACCAAUUGCACAUCUUCCAUUACCUGGUGAUAACGCUACUUUGGUUUGGAGUACUAAAGGAAACAAAAUGUCUCAAUUAUUACUUCAACUGGAUCCAAAAGUAUUCUCUGCACUUGUAAAUGCUGCAUUCGUUUUGGAUGAUGCUGAUUUGGAUUAUUAUUAUAAAAUUCUAGAAGAAAAUCCAAAUGAACCAGUCACUAAUGAAUCUGUCAUUGAAGAUAUAAACCAAAGAAUUAAUCAAGUUUGGGAUUCAUUGAAAAAUGAUUCUUUAAUUGAUGAACGUUACCCACCUCAGGUGCUUGAUAUAGUUGCUGGUACAAGAGCUAGGUUCCCAUUAAAGUUAAGCCAUGCCGAUACAUAUUGUAGCGACAGAAUUGCAUUAGUUGGUGAUGCCGCUCAUACAACACAUCCAUUGGCUGGUCAAGGUUUAAAUAUGGGUCAACAUGAUGUUGAGGAGUUAACUAAGGCAUUGGAGAAAGGUACUCUACGUGGUCUGGAUAUAGGUUCAUUACUUUGUCUUGAACCAUUCUGGGGAGAGUGUUAUUCUUUCAACAAUGUUAGAUUAGGAAUGGCUGAUAAACUACACAAAAUAUACGGCACUGAUUUUACACCCGUUGUUCAAUUAAGAUCUUUAGGUCUACAACUCACUGACAGCCUUGGUCCUGUCAAGGAUCUAUUAAUUAACACAUUAACUGCUGGCAGCUCGAAAUAG
This is a messenger RNA of Maudiozyma saulgeensis, 1458 nucleotides long. NCBI's taxonomy places the organism in Eukaryota, Fungi, Ascomycota, Saccharomycetes, Saccharomycetales, Saccharomycetaceae. The record is from the annotation of a GenBank genome assembly.